Messenger RNA from Meyerozyma guilliermondii ATCC 6260, 627 nucleotides. RefSeq lists its product as uncharacterized. The record is from RefSeq and is a predicted model, not a curated record. Gene Ontology annotation, molecular function: ATP binding; isoleucine-tRNA ligase activity. Gene Ontology annotation, biological process: isoleucyl-tRNA aminoacylation. NCBI's taxonomy places the organism in Eukaryota, Fungi, Ascomycota, Pichiomycetes, Serinales, Debaryomycetaceae. The transcript has a single exon. Gene Ontology annotation, cellular component: cytosol. The coding region runs from base 1 to 627 and encodes 208 amino acids.
AUGGCAGAUCUCAGUUCAAAGUAUUUCGAUAUGAUGAAAGAUUGCCUUUAUACUGACGCUGUCGACUCACAGCAACGCCAAGGUGUCCAGACAGUGUUGUACGAGAUUCUCAAGGUUUAUGUUGGCAUGCUUGCACCUAUACAGCCUAUAUUGGUCCAAGAGGUGUGGGAUGAAUUUUCUCAAAUCGACCAUAAUUUACCAGAAUCUCCAUUUCUUGCUGAAUGGAACAAGACAUUUGCUCUUCCAGAACACUUUGUCUCGAGUGAAAUCGAAGAAGAAUUCAGGCAAAUUUACGGCCUCAGAGACCACAUCUACCGAAGAUUGGAAGACAUUCGCACCAAUAUGGAAGUCAAGAAUAAGCUUGAAUUGCAAAUUUUCAUCAGUGGAAGUGGUCAAUUGUACGAUACUUUGACCCAGCUUCAAGCACACCUAGACAAUUAUAUGCUAGUGUCCAAAGUAACUUUGGGUAAAGAUACAGACACUAUAAUUGAUCAAAGUGAAUACGAUGGUUUAAUGGUGAAAAUUAGCAAAUGUACCGACCAUAAAUGUCCAAGAUGCUGGAAAUACGUUGCACCGAAAGAGGAUAGUCUUUGCCAAAGAUGUGACAAGGUUGUCCACUGUAAAUAG